This is a messenger RNA of Striga asiatica, 1343 nucleotides long. The record is from the annotation of a GenBank genome assembly. Lineage: Eukaryota; Viridiplantae; Streptophyta; Magnoliopsida; Lamiales; Orobanchaceae.
GAAGGUGGGGAACCCUGUAUGAAAAGCUUGAAUGUAGUUAGUUGAUUUGUUUCUUGAUUUUUGCAGGGAACAUGUGCAAGCGUAAUGUGUUUACAACAAUUGGAUCAGAUGAAAAGAAUGUGGACAUUGAUGAGAAUCUUGACGACCCAUAGUUAUGUGCGACCAUUUUGUGUGAUAUGUACAAGUACUUUCUCCCUCCUGAGGAAAUAUAUGGGGAUUUGCUUGCCUCAGGUGGAAGAAUUCUGCUAUAUAUCUGCUAAUACACAUUUCAAGGAAGAGAUACUUCAUUUUUUCUCUUUUUAAUUUGCAAUUACUAUAGUUGUUGUAUACAUGCAGAGCAGUCAUGAAAAGUUCAACAUUUUCAAGUUAUGUAAAUGGAGUCUGACUUAUCGAGUUACCUGAAAUUUGAAAAGAAAGCACCCACAACUAAAUGUUACUUGAGGCUGGCUCUCCUUUACUGCCAUUGGAAUGCUUGGCCAACUAUAUUGCCGAGUUAUCACUUCUGGAAAGUCGACAAUCUGCGAAUGUUGUGUUGGGGGUACAAAAAGGGGAGUUCAAAAUUCAAUGCUGUUUUUUUUCUUAAAAAAAAUAAAAAAAUAUCCCUUUCUUCUUUUUUUUUUCUCUUUUUAGUUGAUAUUCUAUCAUUAUUAUUUUUUAGGCCUAAUUGCUUCAAAAACCAUGACCUUUAACUAAUAUUAAAUUCCCAACCUUUUAAUGGGAUUUCCGAGCUCCUCCUUGCUGAUGUGUCCGUCGAGGUGUAUAGAAGAAUAAUAGAUUAAUUUGUAUUUGGUGUAUUUAUGUUAUUGGACAUCUCCCCAUCUAUGUUGAUUUGGGUCUUUUUCUUUUUUCAUAAUUUACUUUCUGUUUCUUUUUCCCAAUACUUCUAUGUAAAUGCUAUUGCGGGGUUUUGAGAGGGUAUAGAUUGGAAUUUUGAGAUAUUGUCAUGAUGUGGAUAGUCUUAUUUGAGAAGAUAAUUUGUCUUGAUUUGAAAACUUUGUUGAGGAUGUUGGUCAUUGAGUUGCAGGUAUUGGCAAGGGACUUUUCAAAGGGAUUGUAUGUGUAGAGUUAGUAUUAGCCAAUUCAAAAUAGAGUUGUAUGCCACCCUAUUUAUGUCUUCAGUUCUUAGAUAAUCGGGCUUUUGCGACUACUUUGAUACCGUGAAGAAGCUCACUCAUCUUAAUUUUCACCUGCUACAUGCCCUUUUUUUGUUGUGUGCCUUUGGUAAUUGAAUUCAAUAUUAAGUGUACCUUUUUUAGGAUAUUUUUCUUCAAGUCUCAUUUUUUUAGAAAUGUAAAUUGAGGCAUUUCUUCAUUUUCUUAAUUUGAAAACAGAUCUUCAAACAA